AUGGCAAAAGAGGUAGAAGUUGUAUUAAAUCUUAAUGAAGAUGUCACGCAAAUCAUUAAGUCGGCCCUUUUAAAAAGCUGCAUUGAAUACCUUUUGUAUCAAAGGCAACAACUACCGAUGCCUUACCACGAACUCACAAGAAUGAUGGAAGACGAAGAGAAACAAGAUAUAACUACAAAUGUUGUAGAGCAACCAGUGGCCCGGCGAUUUCUCAACACGGAGUACAAGAACGCUAAGAAAGUAUACGAAGAUGUAGAGUGUUUGUCUGACAAUAUAAACAAGCUGUUUAUGUCAACAGUGGUCAAGUCUGCCUUAAUCUUACUGGGGUCAACACCGGUUAGUCCAAAAGAACGAUAUCUUUUAGACUUUCAGAACCCUGAGGAAAGGAACAGUUUGGAGAGUACUUCUAGAAUAUGCAAUUCUUCUUGUCGUAAGCUGAUACGGAGCUUAAUAUCAAAUCCAGAACUCGGUACAUUUAAGGAUAUAUCCCCUACUUCAAUGUUUGUCUUCAUACAAGCUAGCAGAUCUUCACAUGUCCAAUGGUUUCGACCAAAAUCAUCUUUCAAGCCUCCCAACCGAGGUCAAAGCUGUAAGAUAAGUGUAAGAACAGCCCUUGACGAGAAGAAUAACCCCCCUAACGUGAACACAGAUGAAUGGCUGUGGUUCCAGGCGCCUGUUAUUGUCAGAGGUUACAGAAACAGGAGUGGAGUUUAA
Messenger RNA from Pocillopora meandrina, 714 nucleotides. The record is from the annotation of a GenBank genome assembly. Lineage: Eukaryota; Metazoa; Cnidaria; Anthozoa; Scleractinia; Pocilloporidae.